This is a messenger RNA of Penicillium canariense, 1554 nucleotides long. RefSeq names its product ankyrin repeat domain-containing protein. The transcript has a single exon. Gene Ontology annotation, molecular function: protein binding. Bases 1 to 1554 code for a protein of 517 amino acids. The record is from RefSeq and is a predicted model, not a curated record. Lineage: Eukaryota; Fungi; Ascomycota; Eurotiomycetes; Eurotiales; Aspergillaceae.
AUGUUGUGCAAUUACCAUGCAGAAACCAACACAACAGAUAAUAAAUCUCGUACACCCAUCUUUCAUGCCAUUCGCGCUGAGAACGAGACAAUUAUUCGCCUGCUCCUCUCCGACAAGAGAACAGAUAUUAAUUGGCAAGAUCAAGAUAAGCAAACUCCACUGUUAUAUGCCAUUAGCAGGAACCUUUUGUCUACAGUCUCACUUCUGUUGGAUUUUAAGCCGUGUCUGGAUAAAGAGGAUGGCGAGCAGCGCUCUGCAAUCUGGUAUGCCAUUGCACAUUGCGAUGAGAACCUCGUGCAAGCCCUUCUGCAAAGAGGCAGUGAUGUACAAAGGCAAGGCUCUAAAAGAUUUUCGCCAAUCAGUCUUGCUAUUGCCAAGAAGAAUAGGAAAAUAACCCGGAUGCUACUCCGCCAUUCAGAUCCUAGCACAGGAAAGUCUUUACUUGAAGAUGGCAAUGUCAGAGAAAGUCUCCUCCACCGGGCUGUAAAGGCAGACCUCAAAGAUAUCAUCCUGCUACUGGUUGCCCAUGGUGCAAAUCCGAAUAUCAGGAAUGAGUAUCACGAGACUUUGUUGCAUCAAGCCGCAGGAAAGGGUGACAGGAACAUGGCCCAACAGCUGCUUGUCUAUAAAAAGACAUCCGUCGACGCGAGAGACAGUUACGGUCGCACCGCCUUGCAUAUUGCAGCAGAAUACGGCCACAAGUCGAUUACGGGGCUGCUCUUGACCCGUGAUGAUGUGGAUAUCAAUGCCCUAGACGUUAAUGGGGCAACAGCACUCUGCUUAGCUGUGCAGAAUGGGAAUACUGCCAUAGCCUUGCAAAUUCUCGCAGAGGAUAAUGUGAAAAUCAACGUGGCAGGUCGAGAUGGCAGGACCGCUCUUCAUUCUGCGACAGUGAUGGGGAAUAUACCCAUCAUAGCUGUCCUUCUCGCCAAGGAUGAUCUAGAUCCCAAUAUGCUUGAUGAAGAAAAAUGGGCGCCUGUCACCUAUGCUGCUUCUCAAGGAGAUUUACGCAUGGUGGAACUAUUUCUCGGAAGAGCAGACAUAGAAGUUAACGUGCAAGGAGCCCCUCCACUGUUCCGUGCUGCCAUCGAGGGCCAUCUAGACGUUUUACGUCGAUUACUUUGCUUUGAUACCAUCAAUAUCAACCAGACGUACCGGGAUGAGUCGCCUCUCUGUGCUGCCUCUGCGAUGGGACACCUUGAAGUUACGAAACUCCUGCUGAGACACACACCCCCACCCAACAUCAACUUCAAAACCUACAUGGGACGCACUGCGCUUUCCUUGGCAGCUUCCGGUGGGCACUCGCAUAUUGUAGGUCUCUUGCUUCAAGAAGAAAGACUGGAUGUUGCUGCUACUGAUACCUUCAAGGAGACGGCAUUAUGCCAUGCAGCUCGGAAUGGGCAUGAGCAGGUCGUCAUGCAUCUCUACAAGGACCCUCGGGCACGAAAUGGUAGUGAUGUGCAAAGAGCCAUUGAAGCAGCUUCGAGCCUCAAAAUUGCGCUUUAUCUGCAAGCUCAUGUAAAUGAGCAAGGCAGCUUUUGCGCUAGGCCUUGA